AUGAGCACCUUGCUCCAGGACGUCUUGCGCUCAAAAACUACAGCAGACUCGAAGCUCAUCGAACGAAAGCUGAACAGCCUCAGCUUUUCCUCUAUACGAGGCGCUAAUAAUAAUCCACCGUCACAAAAUAAUAAUAGUGACGACUCAGACGAUGAGCUAGUGAAUGUGGUAUCUGUGCCUGGUACACCAUCUCGAACUAGACCUCCAUCACCCACUCGAGGCGGAGCUGCUUCUCGACCUCUCAGACGACCUCUGCAUAUAUCAUCAUCCCCAGCGCCCAAGACGGAUCCGCUUAAAGCUCUGCCAACAGAAAUUUCACAGAAGAUCUUCACCAAAUUACCCGUAAAGGAUCUCGCUAAAUGCGCUCUAGUUUCGAAGAAAUGGCAUAGAAGUCAGACUAUAAAUUACGUUUGGUUCCAACAUUAUCGCAAAGAAAAUUUCCACGAUGAAAGUCUACCGCCAGGAAAAUGGACGAAAAGAGAGUCUAAACAAAAUUGGCGCACAACUUACCUCAAAUCAACCUCCGAGCGUUCUCCCACCAAUGGCUCUUUUUCAUCUCGAGGGGGCUCAGGGUAUUCUACACCUUCAUCCAACUUCGCAUCGGGGUAUCAAACUCCUCGUGAGAUUAAAGAGGAGAAAUGGAAACUCGAGAAUGAAGCUACUGCUUCGCCAGGAAAGGUUGAGAUGCGUGCGAUCUAUAAGGAAAUGGGAGGAAGGAAGGCCAGAGGGAAAGCGAAGAUGGGCAGUGCCGGCGCGAGGACCGUGAGGGACAAGGGAGGUUGGGUCGAAGAUGACGGGUGGUAA
Lentinula edodes (shiitake mushroom) is the source of this 804-nucleotide messenger RNA. RefSeq lists its product as uncharacterized. Gene Ontology annotation, molecular function: protein binding. The record is from RefSeq and is a predicted model, not a curated record. NCBI's taxonomy places the organism in Eukaryota, Fungi, Basidiomycota, Agaricomycetes, Agaricales, Omphalotaceae. The transcript has 4 exons. Bases 1 to 804 code for a protein of 267 amino acids.